GCAUGUUUAUUUUGAAAUUCAAAUUAGUUAAUUAUGGAAAGAAAGCGAUUUGUACUAAGAUAUGAAGAUUAUUAUAUCCAUACAAACACACAUGCAUAGGUAUAAUAUACACUUUUUAUUUACGUCAUAUCGAUUUAACAUUUAGCCGAUUUCGCUAACGAGGCCAAAUAUGUUUGCUGUCGAUUAGUUCUCAAUGGCAGAUAAUUGGUCUAACCUCGUUGACUUGUGUCUAAGUCAGGCACAGGAGGAGAAACGUGGUUCACUCAAAUUAUCAUCCGGACGUAGAACAAGUGGUGCAUUCACAGUUCCCCAAGCGCGGCCAGUUUUAAAAUACUUACCCACAUAUCGUCUAGAUCCGAAACUCCCGCUAAAUAAGGAGGUAUGCGAGAAAAUCAUUCAAACGGUGAUGGACGAUGCAUUUGAAAACUUUAUAUAUUCGCCAAAACAAUCGCUGACACUAUGCGCACAAAUUAGCGAAGAGAUCAAGAAUCGUGUUAAAUCGCAACACUAUGAUCGAUAUCGUUAUGUUUGCAUUGUAAGCAUUGGAGAGAAAAUAAUGCAGGGCUACUGUUCAUUGGUCAACUUCCUUUGGGACGCAGAAAAAGACGGUUACAUUUCUUACGUAUAUGAUACACCAAAAUUUUGGGGUAUCGCUACACUUUAUUAUCUGUAUUAUGAUUGAACGCAGUUAUUUUAGAAAACUAACCAAUAUUGGUGAUUGAUGCUUGUAAUAUAUUUUAUAAUUUAAUUACAAAAAUAAACGGAUUUCGAUUUAAAAAUG
Molecule: messenger RNA, 781 nt
Organism: Anastrepha obliqua
Lineage: Eukaryota; Metazoa; Arthropoda; Insecta; Diptera; Tephritidae
Product: dynein light chain Tctex-type protein 2B
Exons: 4
Coding region: 194-682 (162 amino acids)
Biological process (GO): microtubule-based movement
Cellular component (GO): cytoplasmic dynein complex; cytoplasm
Molecular function (GO): dynein intermediate chain binding
Source: RefSeq, a predicted model, not a curated record